UUCGUUUCUCUAUCUCUCUUAUUUAUAUUCUACGCUAUCUCUCUCUGCUCUUUACUUCUCUUUCUACCUCUGUAUUUCUCUCUGCUCUUCAAAGAAUCACAUGUGAGUUUCCGAGCUCCGAUUCUUCAAGAUUUCAUUUUCGAUCUCGCUUGCAAUUUCGCAUUGUGAUUUGAUAUCGUAGCGGGUGGUGAUCAAGUCAACUGAGGGAAAAUGGGGCUUACAUUCACAAAGCUGUUUAGCCGCUUGUUUGCAAAGAAGGAAAUGCGAAUUCUGAUGGUAGGUCUCGAUGCUGCUGGUAAGACCACCAUCCUCUACAAGCUCAAGCUUGGUGAGAUCGUGACUACUAUCCCCACUAUUGGAUUCAACGUGGAAACUGUUGAAUACAAAAACAUCAGCUUCACUGUCUGGGAUGUUGGAGGCCAAGACAAGAUCCGUCCAUUGUGGAGGCACUACUUCCAAAAUACACAGGGGCUCAUCUUUGUGGUUGACAGUAAUGAUAGAGACCGUGUUGUUGAGGCUAGGGAUGAGUUGCAUAGGAUGUUGAAUGAGGACGAGCUGCGUGAAGCAGUAUUGCUUGUCUUUGCAAACAAGCAGGAUCUUCCUAAUGCAAUGAAUGCUGCUGAAAUUACUGAUAAGCUUGGCCUGCACUCUCUCCGACAGCGUCACUGGUAUAUCCAGAGCACUUGUGCAACCUCUGGGGAGGGACUCUAUGAAGGUUUGGAUUGGUUAUCCAACAACAUUGCAAACAGGGUUUAAGGAAUCAGUGUUUUGUUACGGACUGUUAAGGUCCUGGAUGCAGGGGUGAAGAUUAUCUAAGUCACAUUUGGUUUAUAGCCAUCUUUACGUAGAGAACUGAGUUUGUGGUUGUAAUUUUGUGGACGGGAGUUAUAAGCUCUUUGCUUAGAGCUUCAGAUAUGGGUAUGUUUCUAAAUAGAGCGUUGUGUGUACGAGAUUCAAUCUUUGGGUUCCGAUUUGUGUAAGGUAACAUAUGUAACUGAAGCUAGUACUAGGCCUUUUGCAUGCGCUUGAUAGUGACAAUUCACUUGUAUUGCUAUCCUUGAAUUUCGUCUCCAAAUUAUUCAUUUGUCAACUAGUUUAGUUGGCCUCCUGAUUUUGGAUUA
Amaranthus tricolor (Joseph's coat) is the source of this 1121-nucleotide messenger RNA. Its product is annotated as ADP-ribosylation factor 2-like. Gene Ontology annotation, molecular function: GTP binding; GTPase activity. Gene Ontology annotation, cellular component: cytoplasm. Lineage: Eukaryota; Viridiplantae; Streptophyta; Magnoliopsida; Caryophyllales; Amaranthaceae. The transcript is spliced from 7 exons. Bases 211 to 756 code for a protein of 181 amino acids. The record is from RefSeq and is a predicted model, not a curated record. Gene Ontology annotation, biological process: intracellular protein transport; vesicle-mediated transport.